UGAAUGUUUUGUUUACAACACAUUUUCACUUUUCUAAUUAUGAUUAGUUAAUUGUUACCGUAUCUCUUUUUGAUUAAUUUUUUCUUGUGAUUCUGUUUAAAAAUGGCCGGAAGGAAAAUUUUCUUCGACAAUUUUGUCUCUAAAAACGCUCUUCGAUUACCAAGAAAAGGCUCAGAUCCGAAUCUUGCUGAUCUUUAUAACAAUGCAAAGAGAAUCAAUUUAAAAAGAAUUGAGAGAAUUCAAGCAAAUUUAGAUCCAUUUUAUCCUAAUAUCGCUUCUUUCAGAGAGAUGAUCCAAUUUUUAUCCAACAAAAGGAUUCGCAAGACAAAUGAGGAAUGUAUCUUGAAGACGAAUAUUGUUAAUUCUGGAAACGAACCUGAGUUACAAUUCUUCCUAAAGAAUGGUAAAAAAUUGGUAUAUAAAACUGGUCUUCUACAAACAAUUGAUAUUUUGUACCAUCUAAACAGUAAACUGGCUGAAGUGGAGGCAGAUUUUUCUGAAGAAUAAUUAACUUAUUAAAAUCGAUGGAUUAAUCUUGUUCUUGGAAUAUUUGAUUUGGUCCUGAUGUAAAAUCCUGUAGUAUAUUUACUUGUAAUACUGUAAUAGAAGAGAGAGAGAAAAAAGUUGGUCGAAAAGCUCCAAUUGAACAAUAUUGAAA
Messenger RNA from Panonychus citri (citrus red mite), 658 nucleotides. RefSeq lists its product as uncharacterized. Bases 103 to 507 code for a protein of 134 amino acids. The record is from RefSeq and is a predicted model, not a curated record. The transcript is spliced from 3 exons. NCBI's taxonomy places the organism in Eukaryota, Metazoa, Arthropoda, Arachnida, Trombidiformes, Tetranychidae. Gene Ontology annotation, cellular component: mitochondrial large ribosomal subunit.